Messenger RNA from Magallana angulata, 1066 nucleotides. RefSeq lists its product as uncharacterized. NCBI's taxonomy places the organism in Eukaryota, Metazoa, Mollusca, Bivalvia, Ostreida, Ostreidae. The record is from RefSeq and is a predicted model, not a curated record. The transcript is spliced from 10 exons. Bases 171 to 1037 code for a protein of 288 amino acids.
ACCAAGUUGAAAGCAAUGAGAAGUGCGCUGUUGAGUUCAAAACCGGGGCUGAAUAUCUGCAAUAGUUGGAACUCCAGCUUCCAUAUGCAGAGCCCUUCCUACCAAAAGAUGAGACGCACUACUACUUUUUCCGAAAAUGGAGAAAAGAUGACCUCAAGUAUAAUUCUGAAAUGGAAUAUUUUAAUGAAAUGGAAAACGAAGACGAUGAAGAUGAAAUUGAGGGAGAUAAUUUUGAUCUGAACUUCAGUCAUCUCGAACCGACGAAUGGAGAAACCAAGCCAGAGUUAGAUUCCGGAAGACAGCUGGUGGAAUGGUUGGAGAGGAGACUAGAAUAUAUAGAGCCAUUUGCACCAAAUGAUGCUGUCCACUUCUAUUUCAAACGAACAUGGAGCCGUGAGAAAUUUGUUGCUACUGUCGAUACGUUGGAGGAAAUGGAAAACGAAGACGAUGAAGAAGUACUUGAGACAGAAGUUUCUCAUCAAAACGUAAGUCAACUACUCAUCGAACCGACGAACGAAGAAACCAAGCCAGAAUUUGAUUCCGGAAGACAACUGAUGGAAUGGUUGGGGAAGAGACUAGAAUAUAUAGAGCCAUUUGCACCAAACGAUGCAGUCCACUUCUACUUCAAACGGAGAUGGAGCCGUGAGAAAUUUGUUGCUAGUCUUGAUGCAGUCGAGGAAAGGGAGACUGUGGAAGAAACGAAUGAAGAAGUCCAUGUAACACCUCAUAUUGAACCUUAUCCCAGUUCUACAGAGGAUGAAGAAGACAUUAACGUGUACAUUAGUUUGAUGUCGAGGCCAAUGGCUCUGGAUGGAUUUAAGUUAGAAGAGAAAACUCAAGAACAUGUGCAAGAAAAACAUUUGCCUGGCAAAGUAAUUGAACACGUUGUCAUGGAAACUUCUAUAAAGAAUGAAAUAUUUGCUGCAUACCCUCAAAUGGAACCACUGACAAAAGAAAGUAACUCAGGCGAAGAGAGGAAGAUUAAGAAACAACAAAAGAAAAGACAAAGUUUCCUACGCCGUUUAUUUGGUCGUUAAUGAAAAAGAUACUUUUAUUCUACAUUUCA